Messenger RNA from Choloepus didactylus (southern two-toed sloth), 1757 nucleotides. RefSeq names its product R-spondin 1 (gene RSPO1). The record is from RefSeq and is a predicted model, not a curated record. NCBI's taxonomy places the organism in Eukaryota, Metazoa, Chordata, Mammalia, Pilosa, Megalonychidae. The coding region runs from base 444 to 1232 and encodes 262 amino acids. The transcript is spliced from 6 exons.
CCCCGGAGGGCGUGAGCCUCCCGCAGAUUGAGCAACUUGGGAACGGGCGGGCGGAGCGCAGGCGAGCCGGGCGCCCAGGACAGUCCUGCGGCAGGCGACUGAGCUGGCCGCGUCCUCGCCCCUCCCGGGCCUGCCCCCGCCGCGACUGGCAGCGCGGAGGUUGGUUUUUGGAGUAGUCCUCACUGAAGUGAUGAAGAGUCCUCCCAUGUGACACCCCAAGGUGCCUUUGAAGAAAGCUCUCUGGACCUCCUUAUGGCUGAUGGAGAACUGGGCUCCCCACGUCCUCCCUUCUGUCCCCAGCUGAGAUUAUGGUGGAUCUGGGACACAUCCCAGGCCUGGGCCUCCUGCUGCUGACCCAGCCCCGGAGGCGUUUGCCAGAGCCCUGCACUGACCACCCCUAGAGACCACCCCUCCUCCCAGGGGCCCGGAGCUGGCGAGUGACUAUGCGGCUUGGGUUGUGUGUGGUGGCCCUGGUUCUGAGCUGGAUGCAUCUUGCCGCAGGCAGCCGGGGGCUGAAGGGGAAGAGGCAGCGGCGGAUCAGUGCGGAGGGGAGCCAGGCCUGCGCCAAAGGCUGUGAGCUCUGCUCAGAGGUCAACGGCUGCCUCAAGUGCUCGCCCAAGCUGUUUAUCCUGCUGGAGAGGAACGACAUCCGCCAGGUGGGCGUCUGCUUGCCAUCCUGCCCGCCUGGAUACUUCGAUGCCCGCAACCCCGACAUGAACAAGUGUAUCAAAUGCAAGAUUGAGCACUGCGAGGCCUGCUUCAGCCACAACUUUUGCACCAAGUGUAAGGAGAGCUUGUACUUGCACAAGGGCCGCUGCUACCCAGCCUGUCCCGAGGGCUCUGCAGCUGCCAACGGCACCAUGGAGUGCAGCAGUCCUGCACAAUGUGAAAUGAGCGAGUGGUCCCCAUGGGGGCCGUGCUCCAAGAAGAAGAAGCUCUGUGGUUUCCGGAGGGGCUCCGAGGGGCGCACACGGAGGGUGCUCCAUGCCCCUGCAGGGGACCCUGCCGCCUGUUCCGAAAUCAGGGAGACACGCAGGUGCACAGUGCCGAGGACGCCGUGUCCUGAGGGGCAGAAGAGAAGGAAGGGAGGCCAGGGCCAGCGGGAGCACGCCAACAGGAACCUGAGCAGGAAGGAGAGCAAGGAGGCGGGUGCUGGCUCUCGGAGACGCAAGGGGCAGCAACAGCAGCACCAAGUGACAGUGGGGCCCGUCACAUCUGCGGGGCCCACCUAGGGACAAUGCUCGUGCAGAAAGAGUCCAGCGCUGUGGUGUGAUGAACGCUUUACUGACCUGGAGCAUCUGGGGCAACGUGCACACACACACCAUCCACACACACAUGCACACACCUAGUUACGCAGACACGCAAACCCCAUGCCCAAGAGUGUGACUGUUCAUACAUGCACACGUGUGCGCACACACACACACACACACACACACACACACCGAGACCGCCGGGAGAAACUUCCAUCCCUCGGACAUCACCGUGUGGAAAAGUGAGGGAGGUGGAAGGGUCAGCUCUGCUCCGGCAGCGGGCCCAGCAGCACGCACUUGGUUUAAGACGCUUCCAGUGGACCUGUCAGAGAAAACAUUUCUCAGCAUCCAGGACGAAACGUGGCAGAGUGGGAGCCUUCUGGAGGAGCUGAUGGGGUCCGCUGGGUGUGGCAGGCUGGAGCCAAAGUUUGAGGACUGCUGGGGACAGAGGGGAAGAUGCCUUCUUCCCACCCUGCUGAGUGUUUCCAGCUGUGUGACUUUAUCAUU